AGUGUACUAUCUUUAAACCUUUACUCAAAGCUUUGUCGCACUGAAAGAGCGUAUUUUAUUCCUCUCUAGCCACGUGGAUGAGACGUUUAUUUGAUCAGAUAUGAAUAUCAUAUUUAACGCAGUUAUUAUCUACUAGCCGUGUUUGAGCAGAUAUCGUGCAUCAUGUAAGUUGUGAUGUUUCAGCCGAAGCCCAAAGGAGAUGUGUCGGAGUAAUGAAGCGGAGCUCCGGAGCGCCCCCCCGCGGUGAUGAGCGGAGUGACCCCGGCGGGAGGCGCUCAGAGCGGACCGCUGCGCUCCGGACCAUCAGCCCAAACUCCCGAAGAUUCGCUCAAACAGCCGACAAAACCCGCCGACUUCGCCAGAUCUCAUCUUCCGGGUCAUUCAGAGAGGAUGGUUUUCUCUAAUGAAGAAGCGCGGUCAGGUGAGAGGAGGGUCCUCCGCUCUCAGGGGUUGCCCUCGCCGGCUCUUUGCUGCGCUUGUGGGCUCUGCAUCAUGCUGGCGGGCAUUAACAUCACUCUGGUGGGCGCUCUGGCUUUUACCAAACUCCUCCCCUUAAACAACCCUCCCAUCAUCAUCGGGCCCAUCCUCCUCUUAGUGGCCUUUUCAUUCUUCGGAGCGUGUUGCAUCUGCAGCCGGCGAUCCAUCAGACAAAGCUCACUCACGCCCGCCGGACGGGACCGGUGGCCCCUGAUGAGGAUGGGCGGAGCCGUGUUCGAGAUGGAGACCAGUGAACCAACCCUACAGGACACCACAGCCAUUCAGCUCAGUCCGGCUAACUCGCCAAGCCCCUCCCACCGCUGUAGCCACGCCCACCUUCCCGGAGCUCCGCCCCACUCUUCAGAAACCUCUGUCCUCAAAGGGAAAUGAUGUUUACAAAACCCCAUAGCAGAUGAUUCAUACUCACAGUUUGGACACUCUGUCACAUCACAGUCUCAAAAUGAGACAUUUCUUAGUGUGCAUGAGCAGACGUGUGAUAGACCACUUUAGGAUAAAUUAUUUGAUGGGGGCCGGUAAUGAAUUCAGCUCACGGGGUCAGUCCGACCUUUGAAAGAAGACUUUGGUUGCGAAAUAAGAAAAGCAUAUCAUAAUUUCAUCAUCUCAGGCUCAGAAUAGUAUGAAAAGGAAGACCGGCUGAUAAAGAAUUAUUACAGGAUCGAUUUGGAAACGUUGGAGCCGUCGCUAACAUCCUUUCUGACAAAUCAGAUCUGGCAAAGUGAAAAUUUGUCACUUAGAAAUCGUGAACAAUUUUGGCUGGUUAGAGACAAAUUUAGUGCCUCGAAAAAAAGAUCAAACUUAUUCUGCAAGAUUGUAGCGGAAAUGCUUGAUUUUUACCCUUUUUGUGCGUGCAUGUCACAUAUAAAAUACAAUUUUGAGCCUCUGUUAAAAAACAUUGCUCUCUGUGUGAUCGAGGAAUGCCUGGCUGUAUUGUUUUUGAAAAUUGUUUAGCUGUACCUUUCACGUUAUUAUUUCACGAAAUAUGUAACGAUGUAAACACUUUCGGCUUGAGAUGCACAGAUUUUACAUUUCUUGAGCGGCUAAUUAUUUUCAUGCUGUUGCCGUGUUACAUUAAAACUCUUUAUUAUUCAGUCUAAAUAAAUAAAACGCAAAAAUCAAAUGCUACAAGUGAAUUCAAGCAUAUUCAGACAUUUUUUUGUGCAAAAAUAUAGGUAGUGUAAAACAAUAAUAUAUCAUUUUGUAUAUUGUAAUAUAAUGGUAUGAUAAAAGUAUAUUACAAUAGCAACAUUUGAUUUGUCUAUCUGAUUGAAUAAGCUAUAAACAUUGAAAAAUGAGCUCAAAUAUUUGUAAAGUUAAGCGAGGAAGGAGUAAGAGACUAAAAUCAGCUUCUUAUUAAUCAGCCUCUACCUGUGCAGGUCCAUAAUGGAUUGAUAUUCCUCCGAACACAGACAUCUCCUAUCGUACAGCACAAAUAUGUAAAGGCAGUGCUAUUUAGUGCUGUUUGUUCAGUGGUGCUGCUGCACCAUCUGUGCCCACAAGACAGUUACUGCUGCUUCUGAGGUGCACCGAUGUUUGUUACACAUGCAUAUCAGGGUACGGGCAGCGUAACAGACUUCUGUGUGCCUUUGAUCUCUUCUUUACGCGGCAAACUUUUGUCGACCUACUUAGCAGAGAUUUUCACCCGUGCAUAAACAUGGGGAUCCUUCGGAUGCGUGUGGACUAUUUGUGUGCACACAGUCAACUGCUAGAUGACAUUACAAAAUGGCACUGGCCGACAACUGCUUGUUCUGCAUCAUUAAACAGUUUUAAUGAGAAAAUCAUGCACUUUGAAGCAUUAUAGGUCAUGCGUUUAAGAAAAGUGCGAUAUCUGGCAGGUAAACGCACAACUUAAAUAUUUUAAAUAUAUAAUUUUUCUAACUAUUUAAUAUUCCCAUGUUUUAUUCAUGCUAUAUAGAUACUGUGUGUUUUUUUCUCUUUGUCAGAAAUAAAUGGAUUGAUCGGCUUUCCAUACACACCUUUUGACCGAUUAACUAUUUAUUAUUUAAACAUUUUCAUAUGACUGCACAGACAUUUUCAUUUUCAGCUCACAGAACUGUGUUUUCAUUUAUUCGUCUCAACAAAUCAUAAUAGACCUUUAACCUUGAUGCUAAUGUGCAUACUAUAAGACGUAUGAGGUGUUUCUCGAAAGAGACAGCAACUGUCAAACAUACACUAGUUUUGACCAAUGAACGUUAUCAUGAAGACUGAAUAAGGU
This is a messenger RNA of Puntigrus tetrazona (Sumatra barb), 2710 nucleotides long. RefSeq names its product transmembrane protein 275-like. The transcript is spliced from 2 exons. The coding region runs from base 247 to 867 and encodes 206 amino acids. NCBI's taxonomy places the organism in Eukaryota, Metazoa, Chordata, Actinopteri, Cypriniformes, Cyprinidae. The record is from RefSeq and is a predicted model, not a curated record.